ACAUUUCAUAGCUUGUCGAUUAAUAAUAAAGAGAAAAUUAAUAAUAAAAAUCUCUGAAUGUGAUGUGAAUCCCCUCUGAAAAUAAUGGGGGAGACAAGUAACAAAGUCAAUUUUCCUCGUUUGAUAACAAAUUUAUUUUAAGACUUUAAUUCGACACAAGAGAAAAUUUUAAAUUGAACCUUAUUAAUUACGAAGAUAUAAAAGUUUUAGAUAGCGAUCGUGACGUAUUCCUCAAAAGGAAAGACUCAGAAUUGUGACCAAGAUAGAAGUACGUUUAACGUGAGACACACCCUGCGACCUGCGUGUCGAGGUAUUUACGUAUCCCGAGGCCCCACACGCGCCCUGUGUCCUUCGGUUUGUGCCACCCCUAUGAUUUAAUGCACUACAUGGAAAUGUCGAUAGCUAUCUCGGUAUCAGGAUAUAGAUUACAAUUAUCUCCAGUGUGCCAUCUCUACCGCGUACGGCACGAAAAGGAAAAAAAUUUCACGGACGGGAGCAAUAGUGAAGAGCGGAGAGGAUAUUCUCCGCGACCAAUAAUAUUCGAUAUAAAUAUGGGCGAGAAGACGUUCAACCUGACGUGGAACAAUCAUCUGGCGAACCUGUCGGGUUUGUUCGAGGCUCUUUAUAAAAGUGGCUCCUUGACAGAUGCGACUUUAGCUUGUCAGGGUGGCAUGUUGAGAGCUCAUAGAUUGGUGCUAGCAGCAUGCAGUCCUUAUUUCGAAAGGGUCUUUAAGGAACAUUAUGGAGAGCAACCCAUUCUCAUUUUAAAAGGUGUCGCUGUUGAGGAAAUGGAAUGCCUCUUGGACUUCAUGUACAGAGGAUCCAUCGACGUAGCGGAAGAGCACCUUCCGUCGCUAAUAAAAACAGCCACCGAUUUAGAGAUACGCGGUCUCUCCGGGGAGCAGAAAAACCAGGAGAGCAACCGCAACCUCUAUACCAGGGUUGAAACGCGAAUGCAGCGAUGCCAUAUCGAAACUAGAGUGCACACCACCGAAUACAUCAAAGAGCCGUCGGUGAUUCCUUUUCUGCCAAAGCACUCGAGCGUCGAUUCGAUGGAGGAUCAUAUUAAAGUAGAGGAUAUCGAGGUGGAGGAUGAUCCGAUGGUGAUCGACGGACACGAGGACAGCUUCGACGAACUUCCGCGAUCCACGGAAACGCAAAUUAAGCGUAUACCUCCUCCGAUGUAUAAGCGGGAAACCAGAUUCAAAGGGCAGAAGAGAGUGUCAGUGGGCCGCGUGACGCGCAACAAUGACCCACUGGAAUCCAGAUCGAAAGACUCCUCGCGAGAAUCAAGUUGCGAGGAUGCUUCGAGAAUCAUCAAAUGCGAGCCUAAUCUCAAUGACGGAUCCGGGGAUAUCGCAAUAUCGGGCAUACAGGAAACUUCAAAAGGUAAUUCGGACGAAUCGCCCAAGAUAGGGAUAAGGAAGAAGUUUGAGAUCAUGAAAAGAACUGGUGGGAAUGAAGGAAGAGAGACGAGGACGCUCAGCAAAUCUGAAAGGGCACAGCAUAAACCCUUCUCCUGUGACCUUUGUACCUUGGCUUUCACGAGAGCGUCACAUUUGGCGAGGCAUAGAAGGGUACAUACCGGCGAGAGACCCUUCGCCUGCAGUAUCUGCCCACGAAUGUUCGCUAGGCAAGACAAGUUAAAGCAACAUCUGGACUCGCACUUACAAUGGCCGAGCAAAAGGAAGAGCGGUCAAACAAUUUCCUCGUUGCCGACGAAGGGCAAACGCGGCAGACCACGUAAGGUUAAUUUGGAGCAAUCUGCGAUGGAAGAAAUUUUAAAAUUUGGCGAGUUUAGCUCUCUAUUGAACAAGUCCCAUUCCGCGAAUUCGACGAAUAAAAGUGAAAACUCCGGAAAUACUGGAGACGAUGGCAAGAGGAAAGAAGCGCGUCGAGACGGGGACGACUUGUCCCAGAGGGAAAAAGACAACCGCGGCUGCCAGGUCGAAAACGGCCAAGACAUCGUUUAAUAGAAUCUUCAUUUGGAAUCUGGAUUUAAAAAUGUCCGUAAAGCAUAUUUUUCUAUGCACAAACGCGAAAUACGAUGAUCAACGCAACGUAAAAAAGGAAAAAAAACCUAUCGAGCUUCGAAAAGUCGUGGUAUCUUUUUCCCCGAAUCUAUUUCAUGUUCAAUAGGGCUUGAUAAUGUCUUCUCGUCCCGAUCGGAUAUAUACGUAUAUAAUAUGCAAACGAGUACUCGCGUCGCUGUUAUUUCGAACUGUUUAACGUAAGUACCUGAGAUAUCUACUAACGUUAUUACCAAAGCACACGAGCCUCCAAAGAAUCCAUCUGCAUGAACGAGAGUCGAAGGAGUCGAUUGUCAUCGAGUAGGUGCAUCGUCAUCGAUCGAUAUCAUAAGAAUCGAACGGUAAGAUUAAUGUAAAGGGAUACCUGCGUUCUACACACACACACACACACACGCACACAUACACGCACACACACACGCACACAC
This is a messenger RNA of Wasmannia auropunctata (little fire ant), 2455 nucleotides long. RefSeq names its product zinc finger and BTB domain-containing protein 14-like. Gene Ontology annotation, molecular function: protein binding. Lineage: Eukaryota; Metazoa; Arthropoda; Insecta; Hymenoptera; Formicidae. Gene Ontology annotation, biological process: regulation of transcription by RNA polymerase II. The transcript has 7 exons. Bases 378 to 1973 code for a protein of 531 amino acids. Gene Ontology annotation, cellular component: nucleus. The record is from RefSeq and is a predicted model, not a curated record.